UCCCUUCCUUUUAAAUCAUAUCAUCCCCUUUCUUCCCUCCAAACCCCAAAACUCUCAUCCUUCUGGUUGCCUGAAUUUUACUGCACUCUCCUCAUCGGUCUGUUUCUUUUCCGGCGGAUAUCACGUAACUUUCUCUUCCGAAGUUCAUUUCUGUUGGAAGAAAACGACAUCAAUGGUUUUCACAUCAUCCUAUACUAAAAUGGGACUUUUUUGCUCUCCAUAUAAAGAUCUGGUCAGAAAGCACCCUAGACAUAAUGGUAUUCAGAACUGUGUGAUCUUUAAUACACAAAAAUACCCCUCCACAUCUCAAUCCUUUUUUCACCCACAAAAAAGAUUAAUUGGCAUGUAUAAUCAAAAAUAUAAAUGGCAUAUCCAGGAUAAAAGAUUGAAAUCAAUAGUUGUUAGAUCUGAAAUUGCUGGAACUGGUUCACCUGGAGCUUCAUAUUCAUAUCAAUUGUCAGAAUUCAAUUUUGGCUCAAAACUCAGAGGAAUAUGCUUUUACAGUGUUACAUCUUUCAUUGCCAUAUUUCUGUUUAUGGUCAUGUUAAUAGCACAUCCAUUUGUGAUCUUAAGGGAUAAAUACCAAAGAAAGUUUCAUAAUUUUGUUGCUAAAAUCUGGGCUUCGAUGACAAUCGCUCCAUUUUUUAGACUAAAAAUUCAAGGGUCCGAGAAUCUACCCCCACAAAACUCUCCAGCUAUUUACGUGUCUAACCACCAAAGUUUUUUGGACAUAUAUACCCUUCUGACUCUAGGAAGAAACUUCAAAUUCGUUAGCAAGACUGCAAUUUUCCUCUUCCCUGUUGUUGGGUGGGCCAUGUACUUGAUGGGAACUAUUCCUCUUAAUCGUAUGGACAGAAAAAGUCAACUGCAAACACUAAAAAGAUGCAUGGAACUUGUGAAAAAUGGUGGAUCUGUUUUCUUUUUUCCAGAGGGGACAAGAAGUAAGAAUGGAAGUUUAGGCACAUUCAAGAAAGGUGCAUUUAGUAUUGCUGCAAAAACAGGAGUACCAGUGGUUCCAAUUACUCUAAUGGGAACAGGUAAAAUCAUGCCUUCAGGGAUGGAGGGAACAGUAAAUAUGGGAAUGGUAAAAGUUGUGAUUCAUGAGCCUGUUAAAGGAGAUGAUGCUGAUUUACUAUGCACUCAGGUCAGAAACAUGAUUUCAGAUGAGCUUAUUCGCAAUUGUUGAGACUUGAGCAUUAUCAUCAUGUAUGCAGCAAAUUUUGUUAGGUUUAAUGGUUGUGAUGUUAGGUGACAUAAAACAUUUUGGAUACUUGAUUUGCUUGUAAAAUUCUCCCUUGAAUCU
This is a messenger RNA of Lactuca sativa (garden lettuce), 1303 nucleotides long. RefSeq names its product 1-acyl-sn-glycerol-3-phosphate acyltransferase BAT2, chloroplastic. Lineage: Eukaryota; Viridiplantae; Streptophyta; Magnoliopsida; Asterales; Asteraceae. Gene Ontology annotation, cellular component: membrane. Gene Ontology annotation, biological process: phosphatidic acid biosynthetic process. Gene Ontology annotation, molecular function: 1-acylglycerol-3-phosphate O-acyltransferase activity. The record is from RefSeq and is a predicted model, not a curated record.